Erigeron canadensis is the source of this 1634-nucleotide messenger RNA. RefSeq names its product UDP-glycosyltransferase 84B1-like. The record is from RefSeq and is a predicted model, not a curated record. The transcript has a single exon. Bases 119 to 1510 code for a protein of 463 amino acids. Gene Ontology annotation, molecular function: UDP-glycosyltransferase activity. Lineage: Eukaryota; Viridiplantae; Streptophyta; Magnoliopsida; Asterales; Asteraceae.
AUCGCUCCUUGUAUUAAGGGCCGGAGAAUAUUAUUAAAAUAGUAUGUGUGAUAUCUAAUUUAGUAGUUAGUACAAUCAACAAUUCCUCAUAGAAAACACACCCACAUAAUUAUUACCAAUGGGUUCGAUUGUUAAAGAGAAGCAACAAACAAAUGUGUUGCUAGUGACUGUUGCAAGCCAAGGUCAUGUAAACCCAAUGCUAAGGCUAGGAAACCUUCUUGCAUCCAAAGGCCUUCAUGUUACUCUAGCCACUCAUGAGCAUGCCCUCAACCAUUGCUCCAACAAAGUUGGCCCUGUCCACCUCGAGUUCUUCUCCGAUGGCCUUCCCCAAGCGUAUAAUCGACAAGCCGAUGAUGAUUUCGAUUAUUACAUGAAUUCGUUACGUACACACGGACCUGUAAACCUCUCCACCCUUAUUCGAUCCCACUCUCGUAAAUUCUCUUGCAUCAUCAACACCCCUUUUGUACCAUGGGUGGCUGACGUGGCAGCCCAAUUAGGGCUGCCAUGCGCCAUGGUGUGGAUCCAGCCAUCCACACUGUAUCAAAUAUAUAAUUGCUUUUACAAUCACCUCAACGAGUUCCCUACCAAAAAUAACCCUCACAUGAAUGUGAAAUUACCAGGCUUGCCAUCCAUGUGUACCAACGAGCUACCUUCGUUUGUCCUUCCAUCAAAUACGUUUCCUACUUUCGAUAGUAUUUUGAAAGAAGUGUUUCAUAACAUACAUAAGAUCAAAUGGGUGUUGGGAAACUCAUGCAUGGAGCUUGAGAAAGAUGUGAUCAAGUCAAUAAAUGAUGAUGGCGGAUCAUUUUGGCCCAUUGGGCCAAUUGUUCCGCCAAGUCUCUUUGGUAAAGUAGAUAAGAUUGGAGGCGAUUUAAGCGGCUUUGACCAAUUUAAGUCGGAUAAAGAGAGUGAUUGUUUGAAAUGGUUAGACAAACAAAACCCAAAGUCUGUUAUUUACAUAUCAUUUGGUAGCAUCAUAUAUUCAUCCCAAAAACAAAUAGAAAGCAUAGCUAGUGGUUUAAAGAAAACUAAAAGACCCUUUCUUUGGAUAGUAAGGCUUCCACAAAAUCAAGAAAAAAAAGGGUUUGAGAUAUUGGAAGAGAUUAAGGAACAAGGUUUGGUUGUGAAAUGGAGCCCACAAACCGCGGUCUUAUCACAUCCGUCGGUCGGGUGUUUCCUGAGUCAUUGUGGGUGGAACUCAUUGGUCGAAAGUGUUACCGCUGGUGUACCGGUGAUUGCGUGUCCACAGUGGAGUGACCAGCCCACGAAUGCUAAGCUAGUUACUGAUGUUUGGGGGGUAGGUGUGAAAUUGAACAAGGAUUCGGAUGGUUCAUUGUGUGGAGAAGAAGUGGCAAGAUGUGUUGAAAAGAUUAUGAGUGGCCCAAUAUCGGUGGAGAUUAGGAAGAAUGCGGUAGAGCUGAAAAACGCGGUAGCUGUCGCGGUGGCUGACGGUGGCUCAUCCGAUAGGAAUAUUGAGAUGUUUGUAAAUGAAAUUUCAUCUUUCUCGUGAAAUUUUUACUUACUAGGUUUUGUACACUAAUUAAAAUCAAAUUAUUAUGUACUUGGAGUCAUUAUAAUGUUUGCUAAUGAGCUUAAUUAAUGUAUUCUUUAAUAACAUCCCAAGUUACCAACAA